This is a messenger RNA of Zasmidium cellare ATCC 36951, 2484 nucleotides long. RefSeq lists its product as uncharacterized. Gene Ontology annotation, molecular function: protein binding. The transcript has a single exon. The record is from RefSeq and is a predicted model, not a curated record. Bases 1 to 2484 code for a protein of 827 amino acids. Lineage: Eukaryota; Fungi; Ascomycota; Dothideomycetes; Mycosphaerellales; Mycosphaerellaceae.
AUGCCACUAUGUCGCCUGGCCAUCCGCUCGCUUCUCCAUAGUCGCAGCUCUCUACCCAAAUCGUCCCCAACAGCUCCUUCGCAAUGGCCUCGAGCGGUGCAGAGCUACAGCACAGCGUUAGAAGAAGGCCGCAGAGAUGAAUCCCCUCCACUCCCCGAGUUAGACUUGUCGAAAGUCACCGCCGAAUCCUCGUAUCUGGAUUUCAUACUGGGUCCAAAAGAUGGAGAGCUUCCGACUACCGCCCCUGAUGCGCGUGGCCAAGCAGGUCCUGGGAAAGAGGUGAAGCAGAGAAAACCCACGGCCCAUCAAUCUUCGCCACGGCGCCAACGUUUGAGCAAGGUACCUGUGAGAGCCUUGCAACCAGAGCAACCAGUCAAGAAGGAUAUUCGUUUGAUAAAGUCGGCGCGCACGAAUGGACAAUCUGCACCGUCAAGAUGGACAGCACGAAAGCCUACUGCUCGCGAGAUGCAGAGGAUCAUGUGCCGUCGAUCGGCAAACACCAAUGUCUACUUUGCAAGAGCUCACGGUCGAUAUUUCAGGACAAAACACGUCACUGUCAGGUCUGGUGGAAUAUUGUCUGGCGGCUUCUCUUCGACGUGGAACACACAGUUUGCUCGAAUCCAACGUUACUACGACAGAGGCCAGGGGGAAUAUAUGUCAUCUCGACUUGCACCUAUGUUACAUGGCGAUGCUGCAAAAUGGGCUCGAGAAGCGAUUGCUGACCCAGAAGACGGUGUUCCCAUGAUGCUUGGUCGAUUGGCUGGCUUCACCUCCCACAAGAGAUACUAUUACUGGAGUCAAAUCGCUCUCUGGCUUAUGUACAAUGAGCCAGAGUAUAUGAUCAAGUUCUUGCAAGAGACACAUACUUGGCCUUACCCGCCCGUUAGCUGCAUUGACGACUCUUUGAGAUACCUGGCAAUGCAUUUCUCUCACCAGAAAGACGCGGAACAGCUUCAGGCACUUUCAGAGCUCUUCCCUCUGCUUGCAGACCGCGAGAAAGGCGGCCGUCUGCAUAUCGAUGGCUCCUUCUUCAGACUCUUAAUGCCUCAUUGCAGCCACGAGCAGAUCAACGAGAUGUAUCGUGCGGUUAAAGUACAUCACGUCAAAGUGGACUGGAACACAUAUCUCCACUUCUCGACACACUUCGCGAGAAGCGGGCACUUCGAACAGGCCCUGGACGCUCUUCUGGAGGCCAAGAAUGCGGACGCAGCUCUCGAUUCGUAUGCUUUCCGCAGCAAUUGCGCAACACUUCUUCGCAACUCGAUCCGCCAACCGGCUGGACUGCGUGUUUGCAUGCGCAUCGUCGAUAAUCUGGUCAAGAUUGGCGUGACCUUGAACAACCAGCUUUGCAACAUUGUAAUGCUCAAUGCUGUGGAGGCGGGUGAUUUGAAGACAGCCUUCUCAAUUUACAGCUCCCUUGUUGAGCAUGGCCUGGAGGCGGACUCCUACACAUAUGCGAUUCUCCUCAAGGGCUGCAAGUCCUCUAUCGACGACGCCGACACCUUGAACGCUACUAUCCGAGAUGCCAUUCAGCAUGUCAAUGUCACUGGCCAGCCGGUUGUCGCUACGGAGAUUUUGCACUGUCUUGCAAUACAUCACAAGAAGCACAAUCCGGAAAGGGCGUAUGAGAUACUGGUAGAAGCGUUUGGUCAGUUGUUUGACACGAAUCCGCUGCAGCAGUUGGGUCUACUGCCGUCUCGAGCUCCAGGCCCGGAAAGCGCUUCGCAAGGGACAAUGCCGCCAUCACAGCAGUCGAUGGCGAUCAUGAUGGCGAUGUUUUUGGAUCAUGACUUCUCGCGCUCCCGUUCUGCUGCGCACCCAUAUGAAGUGCAUAGGCAGUUUCGUGCCCUCGUGGAUCUCAACGCCGAACCUUUUACUUCGAUGAUAGAGACUGAUCACAUCUCUAACUGCUUCUUGAUGACAUUCAUUAAGACGAAGAAAGGCCUCUUGUAUGCCGCUGAGGUGAUCAAGGAUAUGCAGCGUGAACCUCCCGACUCAAAGGCUAAACAAUGCAAACCAACUCAACAGUCCUGGUCGAUAUUCCUACAUGGAUUCUCGCGCCACGGUUUGAUGAAGCUUGCGGAACAGGUGCUGAACUACAUGCGGAACAAGGGAAUCGAGCCCAACGAAGUGACGUGGAAUACUCUGGCGACGGGCUAUGCAAGUGCACAGGACAUGGAGGGAUUGUUAGAUGUGCUGAGACGGAUGGAGCUCGACAGCGUGACAUGGGAUGAGUGGACCAUGAACGGUUUGAGGAAGUUUCAAGACCAAGACCGGCUUCGUCAAGAGUUUGAGAGGCGGCGCAAGGUGCCACAGCUUGAUUUCACCAGCGACAUCAAGGAUAGCCUGGGAGAGCGGUUGAACACGUUUGGUGACGAUGCUCGAAGGAUAGAACAGAGGCGGGAGGAUGCAGCACAAGGCGCGGCAGAUUCGCCUUCAGAUUUGGCGGAGUCUGGUGCGCAGUCAUAUACCCCAUUCAAUUGA